AUGGCCAAGCUUGCGGAAGGAGAUUCAGGAACCAUUGGCUCCAUCCAACAGACACCACCAAACCGCUCCAGCUCCAUCAAAGUCAUAGUGACAGGAGGUCUUGGAUUUGUGGGUUCAGCCAUUGUCCGAUCUUUGCAGGAAUUCCAUCCCGACUGGCACGUCUGGAUUCUCGACAGGGCUGAAGAUCCACGACAAGGAAACCCUGACGCGCGAGAUGAUGAGCUGGACUUACUCAGGGGUUGCAAAUAUGACUAUGUCCAGGCGGACAUCACGAACCAGGCCGGCGUCAUGGACGCACUUGCCAUGAUCGACGCAGAUGCCGUUAUCCACUCAGCAGGUAUUGUGCCGUCGUUGAGCGAGAGGUAG
Messenger RNA from Fonsecaea nubica, 366 nucleotides. Its product is annotated as dihydroorotate dehydrogenase (fumarate). The transcript has a single exon. NCBI's taxonomy places the organism in Eukaryota, Fungi, Ascomycota, Eurotiomycetes, Chaetothyriales, Herpotrichiellaceae. The record is from RefSeq and is a predicted model, not a curated record. The coding region runs from base 1 to 366 and encodes 121 amino acids.